Messenger RNA from Fusarium verticillioides 7600, 1079 nucleotides. RefSeq lists its product as hypothetical. The transcript is spliced from 2 exons. Bases 392 to 733 code for a protein of 113 amino acids. The record is from RefSeq and is a predicted model, not a curated record. Lineage: Eukaryota; Fungi; Ascomycota; Sordariomycetes; Hypocreales; Nectriaceae.
GAAGCCAAGUAGGUAGUCAGCCCAAUGCUAUAAUUUUUCCAGUUUCUUAGGCUAGACAGCUUGAAAUGGGUCAUUCAUUCAUUCAGCAUUACCUCCUUGUGCCAGUGGAGGCCAGACAAGAGGCAGAUGGUCCGCCCAUGGUUUGCAUAUAUCAAGAGCCAAACCCAUAAAAAGAGAUGGGCUAUUCCAUCCACCACUCCCAAGAAUCAUUUCGUAAGAUCUAUCCUUUUACUACUCCAGAGUAAUCCCUAUAAGAUCUCUGUCAAUAUUUUCCAUAUUUCCCAUCCUUCACAUCCUCGAUUCAAUCUCUGUUGGCCCGAUCCAUCCCACCCUGUUCCCUGCAAUAAGAACCCAACCUCAGAUCCUUCGGCACACGUCUCAACCAUUCAGGAUGGCAGCCGACUCACUCCCAAGCUCAAACUCAAAGACACUGUCAUCCAAGAGCUGUCUCUGCUCAGGUUCUAGUCAUGGAGGAUCAUCACGAUCCAGCUCCUCCGCAUCAAACCGAUGUUCGAGCUGUAGCUUCCGGCCCGGAUCUCCACUUCCGGGACGCCCCGCAUCCGGAGACCGUGACAAGAACGAUCUCAAACACUUUCAUCUCUCGAGCCCAGCUACGGGUGUCGUCAAUGGAAAUGACCCCCUGGCAGCCGAAAUUCGUGCUGAAUGGGAAGAUGGCCAGAAACUCGGCCCUCAAUUGGCCCAUGGUCUGCCCAACUUGUCGAAAUUGAACUGAGUACGGAGUACCUAAUAACGGUACAACCAGUUAAAAAGAAAGAGAAAAAAAGAGGGCAUGUUGGGGUCGAGAGGCAGCGAGUCGAAUACAAGACCAAUAGUCGCGAGACAAAGUGUAUAACAACAUUGUAUUUCUUGUUUAUUUCUUUCCAGAGUUUCAUCUAAUGUUGCUCUUCUCUUCUUUCAAGUAUCGAUUCUUAUUGCAAUAUGGUACGGUACCUACGUCGAGUUGAUAAAUCUGGUCAAAUUGGAAUAUAGAAGAAUUCAAAGCGUGUUCAAGACCUUAAAACACUCCACUAUAACAUAACCUCUACUCCGUAUCCGUACACAUCCAUAUAUAAGCAAGA